This is a messenger RNA of Racocetra persica, 167 nucleotides long. The record is from the annotation of a GenBank genome assembly. Lineage: Eukaryota; Fungi; Glomeromycota; Glomeromycetes; Diversisporales; Gigasporaceae.
AAGAUAUCGAUGAAGUUGUAGUUGCUAGGAAGAAUCAACUCUAUAUUAAUGUUGAUGAUACAGAAUCUGGAGAGCUUGCUGAGGAUCUAUUAUCCAUCAUUACUAUCUUCAUGAAGAAAGAGAAAAUAGAUAGGAACUAUAAGGUGGACCUACAACAAAGUUCUUGA